This is a messenger RNA of Salmo salar (Atlantic salmon), 1336 nucleotides long. RefSeq names its product ubiquitin-conjugating enzyme E2 D4. NCBI's taxonomy places the organism in Eukaryota, Metazoa, Chordata, Actinopteri, Salmoniformes, Salmonidae. The record is from RefSeq and is a predicted model, not a curated record.
UACAAUCCCCAAACCCCCUUGUUUAAAGCCGACCGUAAACAGAAAGCGGAAACAAUAGAGAACCGCAAACACACACCCUUGUCUUGGCGAUCUACUCGGGGAAAUAAAAUACCUUUACCUUUUAAGCAAUACUAUUAAAGUAGACAUCUAAGAAAAUACCAAGUCGACGAGUACUUAGGGGCAUUUGACUAAGUUGGUCACCAUGGCGCUGAAAAGAAUACAGAAGGAGCUUCAUGACCUGCAGAGGGACCCGCCAGCACAGUGCUCUGCUGGACCCGUGGGAGAGGACUUGUUCCAUUGGCAAGCAACAAUAAUGGGGCCAGGUGAUAGUCCAUACCAAAGUGGGGUCUUCUUUCUCACAAUCCACUUCCCCACCGACUAUCCCUUCAAGCCACCAAAGGUAGCGUUCACAACGAAGAUUUAUCAUCCGAACAUCAACAGUAACGGCAGCAUUUGCUUGGACAUCUUGCGAUCCCAGUGGUCUCCAGCAUUGACUGUAUCAAAAGUUCUUUUGUCCAUAUGUUCGUUGCUUUGUGACCCGAACCCAGACGACCCCCUAGUUCCAGACAUAGCACAGAUCUACAAACUAGACAAAGAGAAAUACAACAGACUAGCAAGAGAUUGGACCCAGAAGUAUGCAAUGUAAAGGCCCUCCUGAAGAUUUUUUUUUAAAGUCACAAAACACUGUACAUUCUGGUAAUAGAAAGUAAACUUAGGUGAUAUGGAACACAUUGUACUGUCAACAUUUAUCAUGUGAACCCAUGAACUAUAGAUGAUUUUGUGUUUACAGGGGGUAUACACUGCACAUAUGUACAUUAAGGGUGACAUAGGGUGACAGAUAUGGGGAACAACAACUGUACAUUGUUGUUAUCCCUACUUCCUGGUUUUGGGAACAUUUGUUUCUCGUCUCAUGAAUGGAAGAGGAAGUCAUUAGAAUACUGUAGCCCACGGUUACAUUCAGAAUACUGUUGCCUGCUGUUCCAGUCAUCAGAAUACUGUAGCCUGCUGUUCCAGUCAUCAGAAUACUGUAGCCUGCUGUUCCAGUCAUCAGAAUACUGUGUCCUACUGCUACAGUACAACAUACUCAUGGCUCUGUUGACUGUCACCCAUAAAGAGGGAAAUUGAGGAAUCAAACCAAUUUUACUGUUUUUUUAUUUUUAUUUUAUUGUAUCAAACUAUUCUGGAACUACUUUAGUUGUUUUAGCAUUAAGUCAGAACUUGUAACAUUAAAACAUUGAAAUACAUACUCUGCAAAUAACAGUGAUUUAGGGUCUUCAAUUAUGGCUUAUGCUGUUUAGCACUUUUGUAUAAUUAAUAAAGAAUUGUACACUUUUUA